CCAAGCCCUCCGAGUGAUCGCCCUGCCUUGGGUCCCCUCCGAGAACGGAACGCGGGGGACCGCUGCAUCCCCAGAGCCAGAGGCCUGAAGAUCAGUCUGGGUAAAGGAAAGGAUGCCACUCUUCUUCCGGAAGCGGAAACCCAGCGAGGAGGCCCGGAAACGCCUGGAGUACCAAAUGUGUCUGGCAAAAGAAGCUGGGGCAGAUGACAUUCUUGACAUCUCUAAAUGUGAGCUCUCAGAGAUUCCAUUUGGAGUUUUUGCAACAUGCAAAGUUCUGCAGAAGAAGGUGUUGGUCGUCCACACGAAUCACCUCACUUCCCUGCUUCCCAAAUCCUGCAGCCUCCUGAGUCUCGCAACCAUCAAGGUCCUGGAUCUCCACGAUAAUCAGCUGACAGCCCUUCCUGAUGACAUAGGGCAGCUGACAGCUCUCCAGGUAUUCAAUGUGGAAAGAAACCAACUGACGCAUCUCCCACGUUCCAUUGGGAGCCUGGCCCAGCUCCAGACUCUCACUGUCAAAGACAACAAGCUGAAGGAGCUUCCAGACGCCAUGGGGGAGCUUCGAAGUUUACGUACUCUCGACAUCAGUGGAAAUGAGAUUCAGAGAUUGCCGCAGAUGCUGGCUCAUGUUCGAACCCUGGAGACGCUGAACCUCGAUGCCUCGGCCAUGGUCUACCCCCCACGGGAGGUGUGUGGCGCCGGCACUGCGGCCAUCCUGCAGUUCCUCUGCAAAGAGUCAGGGCUGCAGUACUACCCCCCUUCUCAGUACCUGCUGCCAGUGCUGGAGCAAGAUGGAGCCGAGAACUUGCGGGACAGCCCUGAUGGACCCACAGACAGAUUCUUAAGGGAGGAGGUGGAGUGGCAAAAUAGGUUCUCAGACUAUGAGAAGAGGAAGGAACAGAAGAUGCUGGAAAAACUUGAGUUUGAACGGCGCCUGGAACUCGGGCAGCGAGAGCACGCCCAGCUCCUUCAGCAGAGCCACAGCCAAAAGGACGAGAUCCUUCAGACAGUCAAGGAGGCGCAGUCUCGGCUGGAGCAAGGCCUGAGUGAGCGCCAGCGCUACCUGGACGUGGAGCGGCAGCGGCUGCAGGAGCAGCUGAAGCAGACAGAGCAGAACAUCUCUGGCCGGAUCCAGAAGCUCCUGCAGGAGAAUCAGAGACAGAAGAAAAGCUCCGAGAUUUUGAAGUCACUGGAGAAUGAAAGAAUAAGAAUGGAACAGUUGAUGUCCAUAACCCAGGAGGAGACCGAGAACCUGCGGCGACGAGAGGUUGCCUCCGCCAUGCAGCAGAUGCUGACCGAGAGCUGUAAAAACCGCCUCAUCCAGAUGGCCUAUGAGUCUCAGAGGCAGAACUUGGUCCAGCAGGCCUGUUCCAGCAUGGCAGAAAUGGACGAGCGGUUCCAGCAGAUUCUGUCAUGGCAGCAGAUGGAUCAGAACAAAGCCAUCAGUCAGAUCCUGCAGGAGAGCGCCAUGCAGAAGGCUGCGUUCGAGGCUCUCCAGGUGAAGAAAGACCUGAUGCAUCGGCAGAUCAGGAAUCAGAUUAAAUUAAUAGAAACUGAGUUAUUGCAGCUGACACAGCUGGAGUUAAAGAGGAAAUUCCUGGACACAGAGACACUACAGGAGAUGAUCUCGGAGCAGCGCUGGGCCCUCAGCUCGCUGCUCCAGCAGCUGCUCAAAGAGAAGCAGCAGCGAGAGGAAGAACUCCGGGAGAUCCUGAUGGAGAUAGAAGCGAAAAGUGAGACCAGGCAGGAAAAUUACUGGCUGAUUCAGUACCAGCGGCUUUUGAACCAGAAGCCUUUAUCCCUGAAACUACAGGAAGAAGGCCUAGAGCCCCAGCUGGUGGCCCUCCUGGAGGAGCUGUCAGCCGAGCACUACCUGCCCGUCUUCGCCCACCACCGCAUCUCGCUGGACGUGCUGAGCCAGAUGAGCCCCGGGGACCUGGCCAAGGUGGGUGUCUCCGAAGCCGGCCUGCAGCACGACAUCCUGUGGAGAGUCCAGGAGCUGCUGGAUGUGGCCAGGAUCCAGCCAGGUACCGGCACACUCCGGGCUCCUCCGGGGCCCCACCGUAGGUGUGGGCUGGAGCGGACGGUCACUUGCGGCCCAGAGCGGGCCUGUGAUUGGACGCGGAGAGAUGUCGUGAUGGGCUGUGAAGGGGAGGAGAAAGUCCUGAAGGCCUCGGAAGGGGCAGGUGUGGGGUUGAGUGCAACCCGGGGGCCGGGCGUCAGCUGGCACUUACACACGUGGCAUCCCGUGAGGGCGCAGACCGUCUUCCUCAACUGCGGCCAUGUCUGCUGCUGCCAGCCGUGCUCCCAGCCACUGCGCACCUGCCCGCUGUGCCGCCAGGACAUCGCCCAGCGCCUGCGAAUCUACCACAGCAGCUGAGCCGUCGGGCGGGCCCUCCUGCCCUCGCGCCCUUGGGCUCUGCUCCCCGCACAAGACCCAGGCCCUUUCCCUCGGCCCGGAGC
Molecule: messenger RNA, 2460 nt
Organism: Carlito syrichta (Philippine tarsier)
Lineage: Eukaryota; Metazoa; Chordata; Mammalia; Primates; Tarsiidae
Gene: LRSAM1
Product: leucine rich repeat and sterile alpha motif containing 1
Exons: 25
Coding region: 113-2377 (754 amino acids)
Molecular function (GO): protein binding
Source: RefSeq, a predicted model, not a curated record